UAAAUUGGAAUCCACUUAAGGGUUGGGAAAGUUGCUAGGUUAAGCAGAGAAGUGGACCCAACCGUGUGUGAGUGGAGAGACUCGGGGUGGGCUGGAACUGACACACACUUAGCCUUUGGUUAAGGCCAAGGUAGGGGAGUCCCUGGCAUUGAUUUCAGGGGAGAGGGAGUGGCUAUGUGAAGAGUUACAUUGUGGUCGACGCUGUGUGCUGGUUGGUAGCGUUUGAUACAGUCAGCAGUGGAAUGUUCUUGGGAUAAUGGUAAAAUAGUUGAGAGGUGGGAGGAGGGGAGCGAAAUGAUGUUGAAGGCUGAGACUGGCAUGUGAGUUACAAACCUGUGACUGGGGAUUGUGCAACAUGAUCAUCCUGUUGGUUUUGUUUUUUGACUGGAUACCAGUGAUUGGGAUGUUUUAGCAAGAAAGAAAUGUGUGACACAGUCUUAAGUAAAAAUUUAGGAGAGCUCCUUUAAGCUCUGUUGAAAAAGACUCAAACUGUUAAAGACAGAGAAGUGUGAAUAAGAGCAGCUAUUAAAUACCAUGUUUUGAGAAAUGUGGGGUCCAUUCGUUGUUUGAUGGUUUGGAUAAGAGGAAAUAAUCAAGUCGACAAAAGUUGAGAAGGGUUUGGAGUGUGACGUUUGGUAGUUUUGUGACCUAGAGUUUUGGUAUGGGACCAUUAGAGUAUCAUUUUGUAUCGAAUGUAAGAUGAUAAUAGUUUGAAAAGGCGUGGUGGGUAGAUGGGGAAGUCAUUGGCCGAAGGAACAAUUUCCGUGCAGUUCUCUUUUUAUGAGACAAGUAGUAUGUAUCUUGGCUCUUGAGAGAGGAUUCCUGAUCUGAAUUCUGAGAUGACUGUUGUAAGCAAAAGCAUACUUAGAUACACUGGAGUUGAUUCUAUGAUAGCUUCCCCUUAGCCUUCAGAAAUGUCUGCUCCUGUGAAUCAAGAGAAAAUGCUUUCUGGCUUGUAAAAACAAAAUUAAAUAACAGAAGUUUCACAAGCAUUAUUAAUCAUUGAUCAUGAUGGUUUUUGUACAGUGGUUGGAGCCUUGAACUUGGAAUCAGGAAGUUAGCUCUCAAACUGACUUUGAACAGAUCUGUCAUUUAUUCUCCAGUUGUCUGGUCUACAAAGUGUUGAUAGCACCUGCUCUAACUGCUCCUAACUGCAUUUCAGCCCAACAAAGAUCAGUGUUGGAAAGUGCUUCUGUGUCCUGAUGUAGAAGAGAGAACAAAUUGGACAUCUUGAAAGGUGAAGGUUCCCUUUGAGAGAGGGGCCCCUGGACUCGGCUCCAGGAUGAGCAGUGCCGUGUCGUGACCCCUGGGGUUUCGUGUGCCCUGGAGAUGCGAGAUUUUCCUUUGGCAGCAGGAGGCACACACCCAGAGAAUGCUGGAACUGCAAGGGGAAAGGACCUAUUUCCACAGCAAAGAAAAACCAAGAGGAAAAAGGCAUACAGGUUGCCAGCGCUAAAGGACGCACCCGGCAAGCCGUGGGCCCCUGGCCCUGCCCCCAGCAGCCGUUUCUGCUGCAGCCCGAGAGGAACUCGGUGAGCCCGUCCCUGACUGUGACUGCAAGCUCAGGAUUUCAAUCAAUGCAUUCCAGUAACCCUAAAGUGAGGAACUCUCCAUCAGGAAACACACAGAGUAGCCCUAAGUCAAAGCAGGAGGUGAUGGUCCGUCCCCCUACAGUGAUGUCCCCAUCUGGAAACCCCCAGCUGGAUUCCAAAUUCUCCAAUCAGGGUAAACAGGGGGGCUCAGCCAGCCAAUCCCAGCCAUCCCCCUGUGACUCCAAGAGUGGGGGCCAUACCCCUAAAGCACUCCCUGGCCCAGGUGGGAGCAUGGGGCUGAAGAAUGGGGCUGGAAGUGGUGCCAAGGGCAAGGGGAAAAGGGAGCGAAGUAUUUCCGCCGACUCCUUUGAUCAGAGAGAUCCUGGGACUCCAAACGAUGACUCUGACAUGAAAGAAUGUAAUUCUGCUGACCACAUCAAGCCCCAGGAGGCCCAGCACACACCCCAUUCGAUGACCCCAUCGGCUGCUACGGCUCCCAGGUCUUCCACCCCUUCUCACGGCCAAACUGCUGCCCCAGAGCCUACACCUGCUCAGAAGACCCCGGCCAAAGUGGUGUAUGUGUUUUCUACUGAGAUGGCCAAUAAAGCUGCAGAAGCCGUGCUGAAGGGCCAGGUUGAAACCAUCGUCUCCUUUCACAUCCAGAACAUUUCCAACAGCAAGACAGAGAGAAGCACAGCCCCUCUGAACACACAGAUAUCUGCCCUUCGGAAUGAUCCCAAGCCUCUCCCACAGCAGCCCCCGGCUCCAGCCAACCAGGACCAGAAUUCUUCCCAGAACACCAGACUGCAGCCAACUCCACCCAUUCCGGCACCAGCACCCAAGCCUGCCGCGCCCCCACGGCCCCUGGACCGGGAGAGUCCUGGGGUAGAAAACAAACUGAUUCCUUCUGUAGGCAGUCCUGCCGGCUCUACUCCACUGCCCCCAGACGGUACCGGGCCAAACUCCACGCCCAACAAUCGAGCAGUGACGCCUGUCUCCCAAGGGAGCAAUAGCUCUUCAGCAGAUCCCAAAGCCGCCCCGCCUCCACCGGUGUCCAGCGGCGAGCCCCCCACGCUGGGAGAGAACCCCGACGGCCUGUCUCAGGAGCAGCUGGAGCACCGGGAGCGCUCCUUACAAACCCUCAGAGACAUCCAGCGGAUGCUGUUCCCCGAUGAGAAAGAAUUCGCAGGAGGACAAAGUGGGGGGCCCCAGCAGAAUGCUGGGGUAUUAGAUGGACCUCAGAAAAAACCCGAAGGGCCAAUCCAGGCCAUGAUGGCUCAAUCCCAAAGCCUAGGUAAGGGACCUGGGCCCCGGACAGACGUGGGAGCUCCGUUUGGCCCACAAGGACAUAGAGAUGUGCCCUUUUCUCCAGAUGAAAUGGUUCCGCCUUCUGUGAACUCCCAGUCCGGGCCCCUAGGACCCGACCACCUGGACCACAUGACUCCCGAGCAGAUCGCGUGGCUGAAGCUGCAGCAGGAGUUCUACGAAGAGAAGAGGAGGAAGCAGGAGCAAGUGGUUGUCCAGCAGUGCUCCCUCCAGGACAUGAUGGUCCACCAGCACGGGCCGCGGGGAGUGGUCCGAGGGCCGCCCCCUCCGUACCAGAUGGCCCCUGGAGAGGGCUGGGCUCCCGGAGGCGCCGAGCCGUUUUCUGACGGUCUCAACAUUUCCCAUUCUUUGCCCCCGAGGGGCAUGGCUCCCCACCCCAACAUGCCCGGAAGCCAGAUGCGCCUCCCCGGAUUUGCAGGAAUGAUAAACUCCGACAUGGAAGGGCCGAAUGUCCCCAACCCGGCUUCGAGACCAGGUCUCUCUGGAGUCAGUUGGCCAGACGAUGUGCCAAAAAUCCCAGAUGGUCGCAACUUCCCUGCUGGCCAGGGCGUCUUCAGUGGGCCCGGCCGAGGGGAGCGCUUCCCAAACCCCCAAGGGUUGUCAGAAGAGAUGUUUCAGCAGCAGCUGGCAGAGAAGCAGCUGGGCCUGCCCCCGGGCAUGAGCAUGGAGGGCAUCAGGCCCAGCCUGGAGAUGAACAGGAUGCUCCCGGGCUCCCAGCGCCACAUGGAGCCUGCGAGCAAUCCCAUCUUCCCUCGAAUCCCAGUCGAGGGCCCUCUGAGUCCUUCCAGGGGCGACUUCCCGAAGGGCAUGCCUCCGCAGAUAGGCCCUGGCCGGGACCUGGAGUUCGGGAUGGUUCCUGGGGGGAUGAAGGGAGACGUGAACCUCAGUGUCAGCAUGGGAUCCAACUCUCAGAUGAUACCUCAGAAGAUGAGAGAGGCCGCGGCGGGCCCGGAGGAGAUGCUGAAGCUGCGCCCCGGGGGCUCGGACGUGCUGCCCGCGCAGCAGAAGAUGGUGCCUCUGCCCUUCGGGGAGCACCCUCAGCAGGACUACGGCAUGGGCCCCAGGCCGUUCCUUCCCAUGUCUCAGGGUCCAGGCGGCAACAGUGGCUUGCGGAAUCUCAGAGAACCAAUUGGGCCCGACCAAAGGACUAACAGCCGGCUCAGUCACAUGCCACCACUACCUCUCAACCCUUCCAGUAACCCCACUAGCCUCAACACAGCUCCUCCAGUUCAGCGCGGCCUGGGGCGGAAGCCCUUGGAUAUAUCUGUGCCAGGCAGCCAGGUGCACUCCCCGGGCAUGAACCCUCUGAAAUCUCCCACAAUGCAUCAAGUCCAGUCACCAAUGUUGGGCUCACCCUCGGGGAACCUCAAGUCCCCCCAGACUCCAUCGCAGCUGGCAGGCAUGCUGGCGGGCCCAGCUGCCGCUGCUUCCAUUAAGUCCCCCCCUGUCUUGGGGUCUGCUGCUGCUUCACCUGUCCACCUCAAGUCUCCAUCACUUCCUGCCCCAUCGCCUGGGUGGACUUCCUCUCCGAAACCUCCCCUGCAGAGUCCCGGCAUCCCUCCGAACCAUAAGGCUCCGCUCACCAUGGCCUCGCCAGCCAUGCUGGGAAAUGUUGAGUCAGGUGGCCCGCCGCCUCCUACAGCCAGCCAGCCUGCCUCUGUGAACAUCCCCGGAAGUCUUCCCUCCAGCACACCCUACACCAUGCCUCCAGAGCCAACCCUCUCCCAGAACCCACUGUCUAUUAUGAUGUCUCGAAUGUCCAAGUUUGCAAUGCCCAGUUCCACCCCGUUAUACCACGAUGCCAUCAAGACCGUGGCCAGCUCAGAUGACGACUCCCCUCCAGCUCGUUCCCCCAACUUGCCAUCAAUGAAUAAUAUGCCGGGAAUGGGCAUUAACACACAGAAUCCUCGAAUUUCAGGUCCAAACCCCGUGGUUCCGAUGCCAACUCUCAGCCCAAUGGGAAUGACCCAGCCGCUUUCUCACUCCAAUCAGAUGCCCUCUCCAAAUGCCAUGGGACCCAGCAUACCUCCUCACGGGGUCCCCAUGGGGCCUGGCUUGAUGUCACACAAUCCUAUCAUGGGGCAUGGAUCCCAGGAGCCUCCGAUGGUACCUCAAGGACGGAUGGGUUUCCCCCAGGGCUUCCCUCCAGUACAGUCUCCUCCACAGCAGGUUCCCUUUCCUCACAACGGCCCCAGCGGAGGGCAGGGCAACUUCCCAGGAGGCAUGGGCUUCCCAGGAGAAGGCCCCCUCGGCCGCCCCAGCAACCUGCCCCAAAGUUCAGCAGAUGCAGCACUUUGCAAGCCUGGAGGCCCAGGCGGUCCUGACUCCUUCACCGUCCUGGGGAACAGCAUGCCUUCCGUGUUUACAGACCCGGAUCUGCAGGAGGUCAUCCGCCCUGGAGCCACCGGCAUACCCGAGUUCGACCUGUCCCGCAUUAUUCCAUCGGAGAAGCCCAGCCAGACACUGCAGUAUUUCCCUCGGGGGGAAGUUCCGGGCCGCAAACAGCCCCAGGGUCCUGGACCUGGGUUUUCGCACAUGCAGGGGAUGAUGGGCGAACAGGCCCCCAGAAUGGGACUCGCGUUACCUGGCAUGGGAGGGCCAGGGCCAGUGGGAACUCCAGACAUCCCUCUUGGUACCGCUCCGUCCAUGCCGGGCCACAACCCAAUGAGACCACCAGCCUUUCUCCAGCAAGGCAUGAUGGGACCUCACCAUCGGAUGAUGUCACCAGCACAAUCUACAAUGCCCGGCCAGCCCACCCUGAUGAGCAAUCCAGCUGCUGCCGUGGGCAUGAUUCCUGGCAAGGAUCGGGGGCCCGCUGGGCUCUACACCCAUCCCGGGCCUGUGGGCUCUCCAGGCAUGAUGAUGUCCAUGCAGGGCAUGAUGGGACCCCAACAGAACAUCAUGAUCCCUCCCCAGAUGAGGCCCCGGGGCAUGGCUGCUGACGUGGGCAUGGGUGGAUUUAGCCAAGGACCUGGCAACCCAGGAAACAUGAUGUUUUAAGCUGCUACGAUUGGAUGUUGCCGACCCUUGUCAAGAUGAGAUUCCAGGAGCCCCUACUAUUGGUCAUGCAAUAGGCGAGCAGAGACCCAGGGGGCUGCUUCGGGGGAGGGGGGAGCUCGAGAAUGUAUGGAUUUACCUGAAAACAAAUUAUUCAUUUAAUCAACAGGUGUGUUUUUUUUUAAGAUUUAUUUUUAAAGAAUUAUUUUUGUGGACUUGGGUAUCCCAUGAUGGCACCUCCUCUUGGGAAUUGUAGCCGUGCUUUGAGAAUCGCCAUCGGUCACGUGUUGCACCGUUCUCUGUAUGUUUACGUCCUCUGGACUGGCUUCUCCCAGGAUUCUUUUUGUGUUUUUGAUUUGGGCUUUUUGUUUUUCUGUUUUUUUGUUUUUUGGUUUUUUUUGGUGUACUGUACUAUAUUGUAAAAGGGAUUUUAGCAGAGACGUUUGGCCGUGGGGCAGGAGGGGAACGGCGGUGCUGCGCUGUUUCCUUUAGGUGGAGAAUCCAUCUUCAGACCUUUGGACUAUUUUCUUUCAACUCCAGUGUAUAGUAAAACCAAACUACGACCUCAGAGCAGAGUAUUAAUGAAAAGCACAAAAAAAGGAACUAAGUUCAGCGAGGGGUGGGGGGAGGGGGGAGCUUUUCUUUUUAAAAAUAACGAAGUUUAGGACGUUGGGUUUUCAGUUCAAGUGCUCUUCAGCACCGCCCGUCUCCCGCAGUGGACACACCCGCCGUGACACUUCUCUCUUGUGUGCCCUCCCGCCCCCGACCCAUCUGCCCUUCGGUCAAGUGUGUUUCCUUCCCGCGUGCCCCCUCCCACUGCGCCCCCGCCUCCCCGCCCUCCGUCUCCCUUCGGCAGCUGCACUACAUCGUGUUUUUCCGGGGAAGUAAAUCUCGCGAAGGCUCGCCUCCCGCGCCGGCCGGCGGGCGUCCCGGCUGCGGCAGGGCCAGGGCUGGCCUUGGGAUGCUGUCUGCUCCUCUCUGCCCCGUAGUCUGGCCCCCAACAUGCUCUUCCCUGCCCACCUUGUGUUCCGUUCUCCUUUUAUUAGGACUUCCCAAGUGAAUUUUAUUAAUGUGGGAGUGGAACAGAUGCUAAAAGCUAUCCAGGAUUUUGUUUUUCUGUUUCAAAUUUUGUGGUUCCUUCCCUCUCCUCCCCCUCCCGUGCGUAAAACGUUCUGUGUAACCUCCAUUAAAUUUGGUACAAAACCACUCGCCAGAGCUGUGGUGUCAGAAAAAUGAAAUAUAUUGUUUCUUACAAAACUGCA
Molecule: messenger RNA, 7117 nt
Organism: Oryctolagus cuniculus (rabbit)
Lineage: Eukaryota; Metazoa; Chordata; Mammalia; Lagomorpha; Leporidae
Source: RefSeq, a predicted model, not a curated record